AUGAAUCCCGCAACAAGUUAUCCCAUGGCUUCACUGUACGUCGGUGAUUUACAUCCUGAUGUUACAGAGGCCAUGUUGUUCGAGAAAUUCUCAACUUGUGGCCCGGUCUUGUCUAUUCGUGUGUGCAGAGACAUGAUCACCAGACGGUCUUUGGGGUAUGCCUAUGUCAAUUUCCAACAACCCCAUGAUGCUGAGCGAGCUAUGGACACAAUGAAUUUCGACACAAUUAAAGGUCGUCCCAUCAGAAUUAUGUGGUCUCAGAGAGACCCCUCACUUCGCAAAUCUGGCGUCGGCAAUGUGUUUAUCAAGAAUUUGGACAAAAGCAUUGACAAUAAAGCUCUCUACGACACAUUUUCAGCCUUUGGCAACAUAUUGUCUUGUAAGAUUGCUUGUGAUGAACAUGGGUCUAAGGGCUAUGGUUUUGUCCAUUUUGAAACUGAAGAGGCUGCCAGACAGUCCAUUGAAAAGGUCAAUGGCAUGUUGUUGAACGGCAAGAAAGUAUAUGUGGGUCGAUUCAUUCCUCGCAAAGAAAGGAUCAUGUUGAUGGGUGACAAACAGCGCAAGUACAACAAUGUGUACAUCAAAAACUUUGGCGAAGAGCUGGAUGAUGGAAAACUAAGGGAGCUGUUUGAAAAUUAUGGCAAGAUCAUAAGUGCAAAAGUCAUGUACGAUGGUACUGGCAAAUCUCGUGGUUUUGGUUUCGUCAGCUUUGAAGAACCUGAGGCUGCUGAAAAGGCUGUCACCCUUCUCAAUGGAAGCGAUUUGGGCGGUAAACUGUUGUACUGUGGUCGUGCUCAAAAGAAGACCGAACGUCAAGCAGAGCUCAAGGAGAAGUUUGAGAAAAUCAAGCUGGAGAGAAUCAACCGCUAUCAGGGUGUGAACUUGUAUGUAAAGAACUUGGAUGAUGGUGUUGAUGAUGAGAGGUUACGCAAGGAGUUCUCCCAGUUUGGAACCAUCACUAGUGCCAAGGUGAUGGGAGAGGGUGGCAGGUCCAGAGGUUUUGGUUUUGUCUGCUUCAGCUCACCAGAGGAAGCUACCAAGGCUGUGACUGAAAUGAACGGGCGUAUCAUCGUGGCCAAGCCUCUGUACGUGGCACUUGCUCAGCGCAAGGAGGACCGGCGUGCACACUUAGCCAGCCAGCACAUUCAACGGUUGGCCUCUAUGCGACAACCGAACAUACAGUACGGUUCUAUGUUCAACGCUGGAGGAGCAGGCUACUUUGUUCCCACAAUGCCCCAAGCUCAGAGAGGAUUUUUCACCCCAGCCAAUGUGCCACAAAUCAGACAAGCACGUACUCCUUGGGCUCCAGGUGUUAGACCCAACCAGGCUCCAGGAUUUCAGACAAUGCCUAACCAAAUCCGAACUCGGCCCCCUGCUGCUCAAACCCAGAUGAGACCAACUGCUAUCAAUUCCCGACCAAUCACAGGCCAGCCAAUAGCUGCAGCACGUGGUGUGCCGAUUGCCGGAGUUGCACGUCCGCCAGGGGUUUCAAUGGCUGAUGCAGGGUCUCGUGCGGCUGUUUAUCAACCAGGUCCACGCCAGAUGCCUGGGCAGCCUGGUCGUCCAAUGCCACAGCCCCAGCAGUCUGUGGUGAUAGCAGGACAAGAUCCACUGACUGCCAGUAUGUUGGCUGCAGCUCCACCGCAGGAGCAGAAGCAAAUGCUGGGUGAAAGGCUCUUCCCGCUGAUCCAGCACAUGUACCCAGAGCUGGCUGGAAAGAUCACUGGCAUGCUCUUGGAGAUUGACAACUCCGAGCUGCUCCACAUGUUGGAGUCCCAGGAGUCUCUUAAACUCAAGGUGGAGGAAGCUGUUGCUGUACUGCAGGCUCACCAAGCCAAAGAGUCUGCUACCAAGAAAGAAUAG
Molecule: messenger RNA, 1863 nt
Organism: Candidula unifasciata
Lineage: Eukaryota; Metazoa; Mollusca; Gastropoda; Stylommatophora; Geomitridae
Source: the annotation of a GenBank genome assembly